Molecule: messenger RNA, 3881 nt
Organism: Lingula anatina
Lineage: Eukaryota; Metazoa; Brachiopoda; Lingulata; Lingulida; Lingulidae
Source: RefSeq, a predicted model, not a curated record
UAGCGCACCAAGACUAGAGGCAUUGUAGAAUGGGAUUUAUUGUAGACUUAAAGUGCUCAGGAGCCUUUAUUUAUGCGUAUUUAAUUUAUUGUGAUUAAUUUAUUGGUGUAUUAAUUCAAAAGAAAAUGCAAAAAGGUGCACCUAUGUAUAGAAGAGGUGUGGGAUUUGAUACAACAGGCAGCAUAGAUGCCGGAGAUAUGUCUUCCAGCAUCUUUCAGUGGACACACAGUCAUGUCAACUGAUGAGAGGAACGAGGCCAAUCAUGAAUACAACUUCUUUCUGGACAGAAAGAUACAGGAACAAUUAUUUGAUGCAGAUGAAAAUCUGGACAAAACUGCUCAAACCAAUACUCAAAUCAAAACUCCAAGGAAAGGCAAUACCAGCAAAAAUUCUGUGCAAUCCCAAACAGAGAUUUGUGAGUGGAUCCCUAGAACCGGUUUUGCUUUACGUCGUCCAGAGAAAGAAAUUAACAACAAUAACAAUGGCACAUCCAAAAAGAAGGAGGACAGCUCACAUGGUGCACCGGCAAACUGGAGAGACCCUCAUGGAAGACAAAAAGAAAUCGAUUUUAAAUUCAGACAUUACUAUGAUAUUAGAAAGUACAUAGAACAGUAUAGAAAACACCAUACCUGUCAAGUUCCUGUGAGGGGGCUGUCAGGUAAACUUUAUAGACAGUACCUCCAGCAGGCUCAGACACAGACUUUUGAGCAGAACUUUGCCAUUGGUGCAGGCUACCAGGAGCCAAAGAGCUGCACCCCUCCAGAACUCAUUCACGUCAAUCAAAGCAGUAAUCAGGAUGGAUAUAAGUACAAAACAACCUCGCGUGCCAUAAAAUAUGAUCAUGACUAUGACAAGGGACAGUCGAGUUUUGGGGAACGUUCUAGUAAGGGACAGAAUUAUAAUGUGACGCUAACACCCACCAAGGUGGGUGUGCGUGAUGGCGUACCCUACCCCAUGUCAGCGUCCCCCAAGGUGCUACGCCAGCCCCCUGGAAUGCCAGUGGUCAAUAUCGUCCAGCCACGUGAUUCCAGCCAUGCAGUUCCCAUGACCCCUCAGCAUACCAUUGAUCUCCUGGCGAAGAUGACUGUCGCUUCUGAUAAACAGGUUGACGACAGUGACUCUGUCUCCACCAGCUUAAGUAAACUUUCUACCACAUGCUUAAAUGCUGAGAAAAUCAGGAAAAGUGACUCGGCUCCUGCAACAUACAGAGCACCAAGUCAGUCCGAGGACUCUGGGAUGGGGUCACAGAGUGCAACAGUGGUGGCGCCACUUACCAAUACAAUUUCAACCACAACUGCGUCUAGUGCAGACUCCAACAAACUGUGGACCAUGUCUCAGAAUGUUGACCCUAAUUCUGCCCAUAAAUUCCCACAUAGCCAUAGUGCCCCAAGUCUGGGAUCAAAGUUUAGUGAAUACAAUAGAGUUAGUACAACCCCUUUCAAAGUGAAGAAAAAUAUACCAAAAACUAAAUCUGAAAAUUUUCAGCUCCACAGAGCUAACACUGAAGAUAUUUUAGGUCUUAAAUGCAUGAAAGAAGAUUCUUCUACUAAUUUUCACAGUUGGGCAAAUUUCGACACCAGAAACCCCACUGUCCCGCUUUUUCGGCAUUUAACGAGAGCAAAUAAUGUUUCAAGCAAAACAAAAGCAUACAGAAGUAAAAAGAAAGAAUUAGGCUUUGGGGCUUGCAAUACUUCUUCAACUGCAAAAGAUGCUGCCACAAUUCAGAAAUUGGCAGAUUUGUUGGUAAUGAGCGAGCCACCAUCUUUGCCUAUGCCUCAGACUUCUUCCCAGAGUGCCAGCUAUUCUAAGACUGACGCACCAGCCAAUCAGAUGGGAAGCAAACAGCACUCAGUGCCCUCUAUUGUCCAUGGGGUAUACUGCCAUUUUUUCUUGCCUUUUCACAGGGUUUCCUUUUCAAACACCCAUCUGUCUUAUGUCACAUAUCACUUUUAUUUGUUAAUUUCUGUUGACUUUGUUUGCUUUCUGCACACGUUCUAUAUUUUGUCUUCUUGAGUUUCAGCACGUUGUUUUGAGAUUAUAUGCAAUUUGUUUAAAGUAGAGAAUAUUGUAUGGAAGAUUGUCUCUUAUAUUCCAAGAAAAGGGGAGUGUUUUGUAUCAGCUUGAAUAUAUACACUUGUAUGGUAGAGAUAUUAUAAUUUUCAGGGGAAGGGGGUUUGUCAGUUAAUGAUUGCAUUUUUGCCAUCUAACAUAGUGUGUCUUGUUUGUUAAAUUUUAAACAUUAACAUGUUGAAUAAAAGGUUAAAAAACUUAAUUUGUCAAAGCUCUGAUCAAGCAUAAAAAGUACAAAUUCACCUUAUUUUUACUGGAUUUACGAUUAUUUUUCUGUUUAGAAACUUUAUCAGUGGCUGUAUCAAUUCAAGUCGCCAAGUCAAAGGUUCCGUGCUCGCAGAUUCUAGGAUUUUGGAUAAAUUGGUAUAAAAUGCAUGCCAAAAUAACUCUAUUCUACACAAAUUUUUUUUUUCAAAAUUAUGAACAUAUAUUAUUUAUUUUUUUAUUUUUGCCUAAAAUAAAUCAGUAUAAUUAUGAUGUGCAUGAUGAUUUUCAUUUUUUAUGUAAUGAGGAAUACAAAAUGGUGUUAUGACCUUUCUAAAAUGAUCUGUUUGUGAAACAGAUGAACAAUGAAGUACUUGGAUAAAAUUUAUUUAUUUAUUUAUUUAUUUCUAACAAGGCAAAUAUGUGCUGCAUUAUUCACUUGAAUAGAAUUAUGAUGUAAUUGGCCUUUUAAGAGAGAAGAGAACUUUGACUCAUUGUCAGAUAUUUUGGUAGAGAUUUUUAUCAAAUUACUUGAAAUACCUGAAGUAUUUAAAAUGAUUAAUUGAACUUUGAAAUUAAACCUUUUAGUUUGAGUUAUGAAGUGUUGUUUAUGAUGAACUUAAUAUUUAUCCCUUUCAUUUGACUUCUGCAUCAAUAUAUCACUUUAUUCUUCCUUGCUUUCUGUGAAUACUAACAGCAUGGGACCUUGACCUUGACAUUGUCCUUGACAUUGACCUGCACUGAGCUAUAGAAGAUUUAUAUGGUUGCAUGGUGUAAUUUGACCAAAAGUUGCAUUCAGCACCAUUACAACACAAGUUGUCUUUGGCAGAAAGUAGAGUAUACUACACAGUUUAACACAAAAGAAAUACGUAUCAUUCAAAAUAAUUCUUGUGUUCAGUUCAUGUGGAUGUGUAUAUUUAUUAAUAAGUGUUAUCUUACAUUUUAGCUGAGCUAUUUAACUGUUAGUUUUUAAAACAUACUGCUACAGGUGGAACACUAAAGUGUAACGUUCCCUGUGAAAGGACAGUGAGUUUGUUGAUUGUAGUAAAACUUCCUGCUUCCUAGAGUUAGCCUGAAGACAAAUGUAGGUGAAAUGAUGCUGAAUGCAACCAGUGGUUUUUAAUUGGACAUCCCAGUCAUUAUUUCAUGUCAGUGGGUUGUAUUUUAAUCAGCUACUAAGUAAAAAAUACAAAGAACAAAAAAUUCUUUUUUGCACUGAAAAGAGCUACAAAUUGCAUUUUAAUUAAAAUAUUCAAAGCAUUAUUUGAUAAAAAUGGAAUUAACAACUAAAUGUUCAUACUAUCUGGGCUUGCCCAUAUGCUGUGGUGGAUAUUAUUUUUUGAACAAAUUUAGCAUGAACUUAUGUUAUAGUGUGUAAGAAAGCCAACAAAUGUAGAGCUGCUGCAGAGUGAUAUGUCUUCAUAAUCUGUAGCACAAGUACAACAAUUUCUUUCAUAAUAUAUACCAUGCUGAAGUGGCAGCUUAUACCAUUGUUAACAUUGCUUCAAUUUCAGAUGUGGUUUGACUCGGCAGGGAGAGCUUACGUCAGUUUAGCCACCAGAUAUGAGCCUAUUAAAAAGUAGCUCCACUCAGACUUAGCUGUGUAU